AUGGCUACGCAAAGAUCCCCACCGCCCAUAAACAGAGUACAAAGCAAUGAGCCACGCAACUUAGCACUCCCACAAAUUGGUGACUCCUUAAGUCGAGCGCAUUCGGAUCCUAGUCUUAAUGUUACACAGCGCGGCAAUAACAAGCGCGUGCGCCGGGACAGUAAUGAUAAACCUAUCGAGUCGACUGAGGAUAGUACCUCGCUCAAAGCUUUGAUUGCGGCUCAAAACACGAAGCUGGAAACUAUUAUUAACUCAAUUAAAGAUUUGCAAGGCCAAAUGGGUGUCGUACAAAACUCAGUGGAGUUCAUGUCGAGCAAAUACGACGAGUUGCUGGGUCGUUGCGACGUCCUAGAGGAAGAGCGUAGGGCGGAUAAGGCCUAUAUUAAACAACUUGAAGGAAGAAUUGAGAACCUUGAUAGAACUGGUAAAAUGACGUGUAUAGAAAUAAAAUAUAUACCAGCCAGAAAUAGAGAAACAAGGUCUGAUUUGUGUGACUUGGUACAGUCAAUCUGCAACGCCAUUUGUGUUCCUUUGAAUAAAGAGGAUAUAAAGAAUAUUUAUAGACAGGGUACAAAUAAACAAAUUGUUGCCGAGUUUAUAACAGUGACCAAAAGACAGGAUAUUUUGGCCGCGGUAAAGAAGUUUAACCGAACUGAUACUGACAAGAAACUGAAUACGUCACACAUCAGCAUGGAAGGUCCACCACAGCCAAUUUAUAUAGCAGAAUUAUUAACGUUUAAAAACAAGAAGCUGUACGCGAUGGCAAGGGACUCAGCCAGAAUGCAUAAAUAUAAGUUCUGCUGGAUUGCACAGGGUUCAGUCUUUAUGCGCAAAAUGGAGGGAUCUCCGGCGAUCCGCAUUAACGAAGAGAGUGAUUUUGGCCUCAUACAAAAGUGA
Molecule: messenger RNA, 897 nt
Organism: Amyelois transitella
Lineage: Eukaryota; Metazoa; Arthropoda; Insecta; Lepidoptera; Pyralidae
Exons: 1
Coding region: 1-897 (298 amino acids)
Source: RefSeq, a predicted model, not a curated record